Molecule: messenger RNA, 1839 nt
Organism: Adineta ricciae
Lineage: Eukaryota; Metazoa; Rotifera; Eurotatoria; Adinetida; Adinetidae
Source: the annotation of a GenBank genome assembly
AUGACAAAAGUAAUUUCAAAAUUCGAAAAUCUGCCCAAUGAACUUCUUCUCGAUAUCUUUACCUACUGUCGUCCACGAGAUUUAUUUACAUCUCUAUUCAAUCUAAAUCGACGUUUGAAUAUAUUGAUUAAUCUGCAACCAUUGGGUGUUGAUUUAGGCAAUGCUUUACCUAAAUAUUUACUUGAUAUCCACUAUCAAUCAGUAUUAUCCUAUGCCCGGGAACAGAUUAUCAGUUUACGAUUGUCUGAUACGUACAAUCGUAUGAAACGUUUUGUUGCUAAUGAUGAAGAUUUAGGAAUUGAUUUUGAAACACGCAAAGCUAUUCUUCAGCGCGUAAGAUGUUUAAUUUUAUGGGAUCCAACCAUGAAUAGUCUUUAUGACACUUUACAAUAUGCCAACAAUCUCGAAUCUUUUCAUUUAACAUCCAUCGGACGAGCACGAGAAACACCAAAUUACUCCCAUAGCCUAUUAAAGAUUCUUUUUCAAAUGAAAACACUCAAACGACUUUACCUAGCAUUGCAUGAUUCGAUCAUAUACGACAAUGGCAUUGAUAUAAACACAUCAAUAACUCAUUUAAUAUUAAAUGGAUGUCAUAUGCAACAUUUCGGAUCAUUACUCCGUCACCUACCAAAUAUUCAAACAUUGAACAUAAUGUGCUACAAUAGACCAAAUCUAUUUUCAUGGACGCAGGAGAACUUCGAUCAUACUCUCUAUGAUGGUCUUUCUGAACGUAUUCUGCACUUAACUAACCUGACAUUACAAGUAACUCAUACACCUUUUUUCGAAAUUGAAAUUCUUCUUCGUCAAUUACCCAAACUAAUCAAAUUCUCAUUCUCAUCACUUCUCAUCGAAGAUUAUUCAAAUGGAGCAAAUUGGGAACGUGUUAUCACGAGUUCUCUUCCUGUUUUAAAAAAAUUCUCCUUAUUCAUCAAUGAGACGCACGUUCCAAUGCGUAUCCUAAUCGAUCUAGAAAAAAUGAUCCAAUCAUUUUCAUCUUUCUUCUGGGAUCGUUGGCCAGUGGUUAUCGAAUACUACAAUGAAGGAUCGUCCAAACGGCAUGUCAUGUUAUACACAUUACCGAUGCAGAAAGACAGUGUACGAACAUAUCUAUACGGGGUACAAACAUAUCCAACCCAGAACAGUGACAAUACAUAUGACCUAGUACCAAAUGAAGAGAAAAAAAACGAUUAUAAGAAAGUGUAUGAGCUACAUUUUGUUUUACAUCCCAGUCCACCAGCGAAUGUUCUUCUACCAAAUCGUGCCUAUACCAAUCUGAAAUCUUUAUCAUUUACAUCGGAACUAACCGACUCAGGAUCGUAUGAUUCUGACGCGAUACUAAUUGAUCUGCAGAAAUUAUUUUCUUCUUCAACACUCGCAAAUAUUAAACGCAUCUAUCUGUACAAACAAGUCUAUCCGACCAAUUUCUUUUCGAAAUUGUUGAAUAUUUUACCCAAUGUUCAAAGUGUUCGUAUAUCUGAUGCAUUACUACAUAUUUCCACAGUUGCACCUCGCAUUACCAGCUUAACAAUCGACUUCACAUCGACUGUUGUUUCAAAUGUCACAGAUAUUCUUCGUCAAAUGGGCACUUAUCUUCCUAACUUACGUUAUCUCUAUUUGGAAUUGAAAGAUGCUCAGAACAUAUACAUUUUUCUCGCAUAUUGCUUGAGAAAACUUCAACAUUUGUUGGAUAUUCAUCUUACAUUUCAUGACGCCAAUGCAUGUAUCGAUCAACAAACUUUUCUCUCCUGGUUUACAGAUUACAAAGCAUUAAAUGCAUUAAAUAGCAAAGUACAAGUGGAAUUUAAUGAUAAAAAUAAUCGUUUACACAUUUCCUUGUGA